Molecule: messenger RNA, 642 nt
Organism: Prosopis cineraria
Lineage: Eukaryota; Viridiplantae; Streptophyta; Magnoliopsida; Fabales; Fabaceae
Product: 60S ribosomal protein L27a-3-like
Exons: 1
Coding region: 48-488 (146 amino acids)
Biological process (GO): translation
Cellular component (GO): cytosolic large ribosomal subunit; ribosome
Molecular function (GO): structural constituent of ribosome
Source: RefSeq, a predicted model, not a curated record
CUAAUUUGCUCCAAGCGUUGUGGGGGGAGGGCAGAGGAGCAGGGAAGAUGACGACGAGAUUGAAGAAGAACAGGAAGAAGAGAGGUCAUGUGAGCGCCGGCCACGGCCGUAUCGGGAAGCACAGGAAGCAUCCGGGAGGUCGAGGUAACGCCGGAGGUAUGCAUCACCACCGAAUCCUCUUCGAUAAAUACCAUCCUGGUUAUUUCGGCAAAGUCGGUAUGCGAUACUUUCACAAGCUUCGCAACAAAUUCUACUGCCCCACUAUCAACAUCGACAAGCUCUGGUCGUUGCUUCCUCAAGAAGUGAAGGACAAGGCUUCUAAGGAUAACGCCCCCUUGAUUGACGUCACUCAAUUCGGGUACUUCAAGGUGUUGGGCAAAGGGGUUUUGCCUGAGAAUAAGCCCGUCGUCGUCAAGGCCAAGCUCGUGUCUAAGAUUGCUGAGAAGAAGAUUAAGGAGGCGGGAGGAGCUGUUGUCCUCACUGCCUAGGAUAAAAGGGUAUUGGGUUAUUAUCAAUUUUGAAUUAUUGAGACCUUUCACGUUGUUACAGUCAAUAUUUGAGGAUUUGAAUAUAUUUUUAUUAAUUAGCGUGAACGUGAACUCGCCUACUUGCAACACUAAUCUGAUUUAUUAUGUUGAAUAA